Molecule: messenger RNA, 1302 nt
Organism: Lipotes vexillifer (Yangtze River dolphin)
Lineage: Eukaryota; Metazoa; Chordata; Mammalia; Artiodactyla; Lipotidae
Gene: SPMAP2L
Product: sperm microtubule associated protein 2 like
Exons: 9
Coding region: 1-1302 (433 amino acids)
Source: RefSeq, a predicted model, not a curated record
AUGGCAGAAAUAUCCGCUCGCUCCGAAGCCCUCCAGAAGCCCUUUGUAGUCAGCAUAUUUGACAUGCACAACCAGCCUGGGGAGUCCGAGGGGUUAGCCGAGGAGGCCGGCGAGCAAGACCAGCCAGGCGAGUCCAAGGGGUGUGCAGAGUCCCACCAGAUCCCCAAGCCCCACGAGCUCUACCAGCCCUGUGAGCCCCACAGGCCCCCCAAACCCCAUGCACCUUACGAGCCUCAUCCACCCCGUGAGGCCCUCAAGCCCCAUAAGCCCCAGGGGCCCCAUGCUCCCCGCGAGCCCCACAAGCCCCACGAAGUCGAGUUGCUUCCCAGAGCUGGUGUGAUGAUCUCCCCGUCUCUGCUGACCAGAUUCCCGCCACGGCUUCUGCUUACUUUUCUUUUUGCAGGUCCUCGUCCCUGUGACUUUGUAAGGAAAUGUUCUUUUUCUAGGAAGAGAAUUCAAGAUCUUUCUAGGCCUAAGAAACAAUGGGGAGCCCCAGAUAGAAAACUGUUUUGGGGAAAUCAAGAUCCUAUUCGCCCUGUUUCCCGGAAUGCUUUGAAGGCUCAACUGACCAAAAGACUUGAGAACCUUGCCAAGCCUAAGGAAGUCUCCCACAGAUAUGUACCUAACAGGGUUCAGUAUUAUUACAGCUGCGGUAGAGAGUCUGUAAUCUGGGAGAUCCCUUCUCCUGCAUUGUUUUGCCAACCUUCCAAAAGGAUCCAGAAGCUGGCACAGCCCAACAGAUUCAAGAAAGGGUAUCUAAUAAAUAGGCCCUUCAGUGAUUACUUAAGAGAUUCUCUUCGAAUCUCUGAUCCUUCUCCCCGGAUAUUACAACUCUCAAUGGCCAAAGUCACAAAUCCAAACUAUGUUCCUCCAAAAAGCACUGAAACCAAAAUUGCGACGUCUGCCCUGACUGCUGUUGCAACUCCAAGAACUGUAGACCUUGCCCAUCCAAGGAUUAAGAUAGAGGGUCUGUGCUUUGAAAGAGAAAGAAGUGAAAUGCCCAUCCGUCCUAUAUCCUGUGCUGCCUUGCUCGCCAAACCUAGCCCUCGAAUACUAGCUCUAGCUAAGGCCAGGCCUCUUCAUCAAGAUUAUUUACCUCCCCGUGAUGCCUACUGGCCAGUGUCUUGUGCUGCUAUCCAUUCCAAGAUAUCUCCCAGAAUUCAAGAACUAGCUAAUCCAAAUACAAGGACUCCUGUGCAUAUUGUAUAUUACGAUCCAGAAGUCUUUAAAGUCAAGCCAGCUGCUUUGAAAGCACAGUGUUCUCCGAGGAUCCAUGAGUUGGCACAACCUCUUACACGUUAA